AUGACCGUCUCCAAAGACUCCUCUGCUCCCCUCGUUGCCGUUGUCGGCGCCACUGGUACACAGGGCGGCAGCGUUGUGCUUGCUCUCUCUGAAUCCAACAAGCCCUACCGCAUCCGCGCCUUCACGCGUGAUGUCUCCAAACCGAAAGCGAAGGCGUUGGCCGACAAGGGUGUCGAAGUCGUCUCUGUGUCGAUAACGGCCGAUAACAAGGACGCGGUCUUCAAGGCCUUCCAGGGGGCGGACUAUGUCUUCCUUGUCACCAACUGGGCCGAGCACGGAGACCCAUCUCGCGAAACCGUUGAAGGCAAGCUGAUGAUUGACGCUGCCAAAGCUGCUGGUGUCAAAGGCAUCGUCUGGUCUGGCUUGCCCAGCAUCGAAGCCAUUUCUGGCGGAAAAUACAAGCGAGUCGGCCACUUCGAAAGCAAGGCACGUGUCUCGGAGUACGGACGUGCUGCCGGUGUCCCCUUUGUCGAUGUCCAGGCUGGUGGCUAUGCCAGCAACGUCCGCACUUUCUCUCGUCCCAUCAAAACCUCGGACGACACUUGGACCGUCAGCCUGCCCCAAUCCGCCUCUACCAAGACCCCGAUCAUCGACUGCGACAAAGACUAUGGCCUCUUCGUGCGCAAAGCUCUUGAGGCACCAGUCUUCCCCGACAAGCAGACCUGGACAUCGUUUGGCGACCUCAUCAGCAACGAAGACCAAGUGAAGCAACUUGCGGAAGUGACUGGCAAGAAAAUUGUUUACCAAGAAAUCACGCCUGAGGCGUACGGUGCCGGCCUCGCGUCGUUUGGCACACCGCCCCAUAUCGUCACGGCCAUCCAGGAAGUCUUCACCUCCAUCAGCGAGUUUGGAUACUUUGCCAAGGAUGCUAUUGCCUCGCAGGACGGCCUCGCGCGUAAGCCGAGCACCUGGAAGGAGUAUGUGCAGGCUAAUGACUGGAGCGAGAUUCUGGCUUGA
Molecule: messenger RNA, 957 nt
Organism: Mycena indigotica
Lineage: Eukaryota; Fungi; Basidiomycota; Agaricomycetes; Agaricales; Mycenaceae
Exons: 5
Coding region: 1-957 (318 amino acids)
Source: RefSeq, a predicted model, not a curated record